This is a messenger RNA of Anguilla anguilla (European eel), 1437 nucleotides long. RefSeq names its product thioredoxin, mitochondrial-like. NCBI's taxonomy places the organism in Eukaryota, Metazoa, Chordata, Actinopteri, Anguilliformes, Anguillidae. The record is from RefSeq and is a predicted model, not a curated record. Gene Ontology annotation, cellular component: mitochondrion. Gene Ontology annotation, molecular function: protein-disulfide reductase activity. Bases 80 to 583 code for a protein of 167 amino acids. Gene Ontology annotation, biological process: cell redox homeostasis. The transcript has 4 exons.
AGCACAGGCGGAAGUAGUUCAGAAAAAAAGUGGUCCGGGGAACACCACAGAUUCACGUUAGCUGUCAGCGCACAACUCGAUGGCUUACAGACAGUUAGUACGCAGGGUUUGGGCUUCGUCAGUUAAAGGACGUCGCUGCUUCCCCGUCUCCACAUCUGCCUUCACCUCUUCCUGCGGUCCUGCCAGCCCACCAUGCCGGCCGGCACCGUCUCCCUCGCUGUCCCCGUGCCGCUCCCUGUCCCUCAGCCCCGCCCUCCGCGUGUCCUUUAAUGUGCAAGACGGAGACGACUUCACAGAGAGGGUUAUCAACAGCGACCUGCCCGUACUGGUGGACUUCCACGCGAACUGGUGUGGGCCUUGUAAGAUCCUGGGGCCAAGGUUGGAGAAGGCAGUUGCUAAGCAGCAGGGUCGUGUUACCAUGGCAAAGGUUGAUAUCGAUGAGCACACCGAUCUGGCCAUUGAGUAUGAGGUGUCUGCCGUCCCCACCGUGAUCGCCAUGCGGGACGGUCACAUCAUUGACCGGUUUGUGGGCAUCAAAGAUGAAGACCAGAUAGACUCCUUUGUGGGCAAGCUCACUGGGUAGUGAAACGGAGAUAUUCUCCUACCUGUCCCACCUCAUCCAAUCAUAUCCCAAGCACCCUGGCCUGGCACCGCCCCCUUUCAAUCCUCUGAUUCCCAUUGGUCUUUGGUUGAUUCUGACUACUGAGCCUUUCUUACCCCUUCCACACAAUCUGUUUUUUUUCUUCAACUGUCUCAGUGUGGUUGUCCAGGGAUGUGAGAUUUUUUUUUCCAGUCUUUUUGAAUGAUACAUUAAAGGUUACAAAUAUAUAAUACACUGGUAACAUUGCUUUUUGACAAUGAUAAAACAGUUGAAGCCACUGUAUUGUGGUAUGUAACACUGGGCGGCUGUGGAAUACUGCACUGUAGUGUUCUGGACACCUACACAUUCCACACUAAUGUAAUGUGCUGGACCGUAUUUCUUUCCUGUUUUUCCCCCCUUCAACCACAAGAGGGCAGCCAUUUCCCAUCUUGGCCGUGGGGUAGUGCGAACCUAAUACAAAACCAACAUUUUUCUUGGUACUGCUAUUCUUAGGCCUGGAUGAAAUCAAAAUUUGUCUUCAUAUCAAAAACUCAAAAAAAGUUGCAGCUAAAAGGACCUCUUUUUUAUUCAUACACUUUUGCCAAAUCAGUUUUGACCACCAAACGUCCCAAACUGUGUCUGUAUAAAUCAUGUACGAAUGUUGAUUUAAUCCAGGCUGUGUAGGCAGUUAAUAAUGUGAGUGUGGAGUGUGUAUUUCUGCCACUUCAGUGUGAAUUUGUUUCUUUGUCUUUUAUGAUUAUGAAAUCUGUCACACUGAAGAAAUGUUGCAGGUUUGAAAUGUUUUUUUUUUUUUUUUAAAGUCUAAUAAAUUUCAUAAGUGAAUUUAACGAAGAAAA